Messenger RNA from Oryza sativa Japonica Group (Japanese rice), 2046 nucleotides. RefSeq names its product 4-coumarate--CoA ligase-like 9. The record is from RefSeq and is a predicted model, not a curated record. Gene Ontology annotation, molecular function: long-chain fatty acid-CoA ligase activity. NCBI's taxonomy places the organism in Eukaryota, Viridiplantae, Streptophyta, Magnoliopsida, Poales, Poaceae. Gene Ontology annotation, biological process: fatty-acyl-CoA biosynthetic process.
AUGACCCAACCAAACCUCACCUACACCCCACUAGUCAUGGUAACACACAAGAACCGUGUCAUCCUCGCCACGACCACCACCACCACCAUGUCGUCGCCUUCCUCUCGCCACCCCUCGUCACCGCUCUCUACAAAUGCCAGAGCUCCGGCCACCCCCACCACCACCCAAGAAGCCUGCGCCGCCGACCGGCAUCGCGACAUGGGCGACGCCGCGGUACCCGCCAUGGUGGUGGAGGAGGAGGAACAGGAGCACGUGUUCCGGAGCAGGUUCCCGCCGGUGGCCGUGCCGGACGGCGUCACCGUGCCGGAGUUCGUGCUGGACGGCGCCGAGGCCUACGCCGACAGGGUGGCGCUCGUGGAGGCCGCGGCGGGCGGGCGGUCGUACACGUACGGCGAGGUGGCGCGCGACACGGCGCGGUUCGCCAGGGCGCUCCGGUCGGUGGGCGUCCGGAAGGGGCACGUCGUCGUCGUCGCGCUCCCAAACCUCGCCGUGUACCCCGUCGUGUCGCUCGGGAUCAUGUCGGCGGGGGCCGUGUUCUCCGGCGUGAACCCGCGCGCGCUCGCCGCGGAGAUCAAGAAGCAGGUGGAGGACUCCGAGGCGAAGCUGGUCGUUGCCAACGAGGUCGCGUUCGACAAGGUGAAGGACGCCGGCGUGCCGGUGAUCGGCGUCGGCGACAGGGAGCGGAUGCCUGGGGCGAUCAGCUGGGACGGGCUCCUCGCCGCGGCGGACCGCACCGGCGCCGGGGUGGUGCCGGUGGACGCGGCGCAGCAGUCCGACCUGUGCGCGCUCCCCUACUCCUCCGGCACCACCGGCGUGUCCAAGGGCGUGAUGCUGAGCCACCGCAACCUGGUGUCCAACCUCUGCUCGUCCAUGUUCGCCGUGGCGCCGGAGACGGCCGGGCAGGUGGUGACGCUGGGGCUCAUGCCGUUCUUCCACAUCUACGGCAUCACCGGCAUCUGCUGCGCCACGCUCCGGCACAAGGGCACGGUGGUGGUGAUGGACCGCUUCGACCUCCGCACGUUCCUCCGUGCGCUCGUCGACCACCGCGUCAUGUUCGCGCCGCUGGUUCCCCCCGUGAUGCUCGCCAUGGUCAAGAGCCCCGUCGCCGACGAGUUCGACCUCUCCGACCUCGCCCUCAAGUCCGUCAUGACCGCCGCCGCGCCGCUCGCCCCCGACCUCCUCGCCGCGUUCCAGCGCAAGUUCCCCGGCGUGCAGGUGGAGGAAGCCUACGGCCUCACCGAGCACAGCUGCAUCACCCUCACGCACGCCGCCGGCGACGGCCACGGCCACGUCGCCAAGAAGAGCUCGGUGGGGUUCAUCCUGCCGAACCUGGAGGUGAAGUUCGUGGACCCGGACACCGGGAGGUCGCUGCCGGCGAACACGCCGGGGGAGCUGUGCGUGCGGAGCCAGAGCGUGAUGCAGGGGUACUACAAGAGGAAGGAGGAGACGGAGCGCACGGUGGACGGCAAGGGGUGGCUGCACACCGGCGACGUUGGGUACAUCGACGGCGACGGCGACGUGUUCAUCGUGGACAGGAUCAAGGAGCUGAUCAAGUACAAGGGGUUUCAGGUCGCCCCCGCCGAGCUCGAGGCCGUCCUCCUCUCCCACCCCUCCGUUGAGGACGCCGCCGUCUUCGGGGUGCCGGACGAGGAGGCCGGCGAGGUGCCGGUGGCGUGCGUGGUGCGGCGGCACGGUGCGGAGGAGGGGGAGGAGGAGAUAGUGGCGUACGUGGCGGAGAGGGUGGCGUCGUACAAGCGGGUCCGGGUGCUGCACAUCGUCGACGCCAUCCCCAAGUCGGUGUCCGGGAAGAUCCUGAGGAGGCAGCUUAGGGACGAGUUCAUCAAGAGGAUGAAACCGUCAGCUUGAUUAAUUAACAGACAUAAAUCAUUGUGAUUGAUAUCAAGAACCGAAAGCAUGCAAGGUGUUAAAUUGCAUAAAAAUGGAGUUGGAUAAGUGUUUCAUCAUCACCGAGUAUAUGUACGUACAUGUUAGUGAUUAUCGUGUGAAAUUACCAUGGAAAUGAAUUCUAAGUCUUUAAUUUAAGUA